Molecule: messenger RNA, 5770 nt
Organism: Salmo salar (Atlantic salmon)
Lineage: Eukaryota; Metazoa; Chordata; Actinopteri; Salmoniformes; Salmonidae
Gene: tent4a
Product: terminal nucleotidyltransferase 4A
Biological process (GO): RNA 3'-end processing; polyadenylation-dependent ncRNA catabolic process
Cellular component (GO): TRAMP complex; nucleolus
Molecular function (GO): poly(A) RNA polymerase activity; mRNA binding
Source: RefSeq, a predicted model, not a curated record
GGAAUGGGCGGCGGAUGGGGGUGUGUUCAAGCCGAUAGUUUAAAAUCCUACAGAAAUGCGCACGGCGCUUUGGUUUGAAGAGAAUACGCCAUAUUGAUUCACCGUAGGCUUCUGCUAACCGUUUUCAGUUAGCGGUUUGAAAAGGACCUGGACAACUCUUCUCAAUGGUCCUCGUUCGGUUUGGCGUUAGCACUUCUCUGUCUUUGUAACCCGGUUUACUAGCUCAUUUGUUUUGUCGGGGCAGUCGUACAUUUUAACGGUCUCAUUGACUUGCUUGAAGUGGGUUCAGAAAAAAGAAGUUGAAUGGAUCCGAGGGUGGCUUGGAUUCAGCCGGAACAGAAAGGACCUGCAAACGCAUUUUGGAUGCAAGUCUGGGAGACUUCUCAGGUACGAACAAACUCCGGCCAGCAUCUUCAUAAUAAUCAGAACCACAACCUGCAUUUGAAUUCUCCAGCGUUGGACGUUUAUAAACAUGUUGCGGCAAAGGGCAGUAGCAUGUGCACCAACACCACCGCUGGUCUGAGCAGCAGCAGCCAUCACGGUAUUUCAAAAGGCACUACUUCUAACCACGGCACUGCGUUCUCCUCCUUCGAGGUAACGUUACCGAACGGCACCGUACAGAACUCAUUGACCCCGUUCAACGCUUACGGGGCAACGGCAGAUUUGGGAGACAGUAAAAUGCCCCAAAAGACGGGAUCUAUCUCGUCCUUGUCUUCAGUGGAAUCUAUAACGGACAGUACAUCUUCAAACCGCUCUUUGGGAAGGAUUAGUGGUGGCAAUGUAACUGGAAAUAUGAAUAAAAACGCUGGCAGUGUCAAUCUGUUAUUUAACUUCAGUGAAAGCAUGCAUAAUAAUGUCAACCAAUACCACCAUCAAAGGCACCAUCAGCAUCACCCUCAGUACAAUUUCCAACAGAAUUGUGUGAAGCGUCACCCGACUCACCCGCCUGCACCCCUAAAUAACCACACUCACCAUCCAGGCCGAAGGAAAAGUGACAACAAGGCGAGCACCUAUGGGAUGAAUUACCUUCUUUCUAACUAUGUUAGUUCGGGGACUGGGACGCCGUGGAAGACGAGGAAAUACAGCCCCGGUGUUGAUGGUCUCCAUGAGGAGGUGGUGGACUUCUACAACUUCAUGUCUCCCCGACCAGAGGAGGCUGCUAUGAGGAAGGAGGUGGUCGACAGGAUCGAGACUGUCAUCAAGGAGCUGUGGCCUACUGCCGACGUGCAGAUAUUUGGCAGCUUCAGCACUGGACUCUACCUACCUACAAGUGACAUAGACCUGGUGGUGUUUGGGAAGUGGGAAUGCCCCCCGUUGCAGCAGUUGGAACAGGCCCUCCGGAAACACAACGUGGCGGAACCUUUCUCCAUCAAAGUGCUGGACAAAGCUACAGUGCCAAUCAUCAAGCUGACUGACCAGGAGACUGAAGUCAAAGUGGACAUCAGCUUCAACGUGGAGUCUGGAGUCAAAGCUGCUUUCUUCAUCAAGGACUACACUCGGAGGUAUCCCGUGCUGCCUUACAUGAUCUUUGUGCUGAAGCAGUUUCUGCUCCAGAGAGAUCUCAAUGAGGUGUUCACCGGAGGAAUCAGCUCUUACAGCCUCAUCCUGAUGGUCAUCAGCUUCCUCCAGCUCCACCCAAGGAUUGACGCCAGCAACCCCAACAUCAACCUUGGCAUUCUACUGAUUGAGUUCUUUGAGCUUUAUGGGCGCCAUUUUAACUACCUGAAGACGGGCAUCCGCGUCAAGAACGGAGGGGCCUACAUGGCCAAGGAGGAUAUGAUGAAGGUUAUGACCAAUGGCUACAGACCCUCCAUGCUCUGUAUAGAAGACCCACUGAUGCCAGGUAACGACGUUGGCAGGAGUUCGUACGGAGCCAUGCAAGUCCAGCAGGUUUUUGACUACGCUUACAUCGUCCUCAGUCACGCCAUGUCACCGCUAGCACGCUCCUACCCAAACAAGGACAUUGACAGCGCUUUGGGUAGGAUAAUCAAGGUGACACAGGAAGUGAUUGACUACAGGGAGUGGAUCAUGACGAAGUGGGGGGGCAGGCACCUCGCCCGCAUGGAGAGCCAGGGUUCCCUUUUGGAUCAGGACCCAGCAGGGUGUGUGUUGGGUGUGGAGGAGCAGAGGGACUCUGUUUCCCCUCACAGUGCAGACUCUCCCAUGUCCCUGUCCAGUCCUCACCAACACUCCUCAGCCUCCUCUGUCUCCUCACUGUCUGGGUCAGACAAUGACUCUGAUUCGACACCCCCGGCACUGCCCGUCUACCCCUUUCAGGCUUUGGGUAUGACUCUACCCCUGGGCCUGGCACUGGGCAAGGCUGGCAUCAACCAGCACCACCUCAUCAUGUCCCCUGGCUCACAGGCGUGUAUGUCUUUGCCCGGUGCCCUGACGAUGCACUCUUUACCUGGCAGACAGGUGGGUAUAGACGGGCACCACCUCCCCCCCUUUUUCCACAUGCCCCCCCCUACCCACCAUAACCCCCAUGCCCCCUCCAACCCCCAGCCUCUGUCCAGCCCCCACCCUGCCAGCCACACACACCAGAACGGUCCCAAGUGUCAGAUGAAAGGCUUCCACAAUCCAGCCGUGGUCCACAGUCCUGCCCUGGCCAACCGUGCACACACCCACCCUCUCACACACGCCCACACACACUCUCACACGCAGUACCGCAACACCUGGCGGCGUCGGAAGAGGGACAGCUUACCAGUCAGCCUGAGCAGAUAAAAAGACAAAACAUCUUCUCCUCCCUUCAUCCCUCUUUCCACUCCUCCAUUCUGACUGAUUGGGAGGACAACUUGACGGGACAAUGCCCCCUGCUGUUCAACUUAAAGAAAGACAGGCAGGCAGAGACCAGACCAGCAUUGGGAUUCAUUCAACACUUUGGGCUGCUGAACUCGGGCUGCGGAUAGGGAAAAAAGUGUAGCUCUGGGAAAACUCUCCGUUUCUCUCCCUCCCUCCAUUGCUCUUCAUUUCUGCAUGUUUUUCACUGCGCAACGAACCAACGGCCAACGAUACAGGAAUGAGCGGUGCGGCUCAACCCCACCCAACGUGCACUCUGACCCCAGAACUUUUCCGCUAGCUCUCCAGUCCUUCACUUUCUGUUUGGGAUCCACAUUUGUUUGUUUUAUUUUGUUCCGUUAAUGUGUCUUAUUGUUCAAUUUAAAUAUUUUUUUAGCGCUUUGCAGUUUUUCACUUACGUUUGGUGAGACUGAGGAUAGUGACAUCUUUGCCAGGUGGGAGUUGCGAAAGCCCAGUGUCUUAUGGGAAAGUGUUUAUUUUUGGGGGGUCUUUGACUGGGUUAUGUUGUCCAGGCGACAACCUGUGUCCUUGAACCCUGCAGCCAAACUGCGUCUUUUUCAGUGUUCACACAAGGAACGACGGUUUCUCAUUUGUGCAAUAACGUGUUCUAUUUUUUAAGUAAAUGUAUAUUUAAUUUUAUUAUGUAUGUAAAGGCAUUUGGUGUUUUUUUUUAAGAUUGUUUUAUUUUUGUAUUUUUUAUGGCAGAGUUUACAGAACCUUUGCCCAGGUGGCCUCCGAGAGUGUGUGACGAGAGCGUGCGUGUCAAGUAGUGAGCUGUGCGUGUCUUGUUGGAGUGUCGAGGUAUAAUCGGCCCCACCCCCCAUUGGUUGUUUUAUAAUGUGAGUCAAAGGGGUUAAUUAGAAGUAUCUAAGUCACACCAGACUAUUGAGAUGCAUCUUAUUGUUAGACAGGUUAAAAAGUCUACAGUCUCACUAGAUGGAUCUCUUGUUAUAGCAGACGCAGCAGACUGAGCUCUCACGCCCAAUACCCUAGCUGUUGUUUUUAAAAACAAGAUGUUCUCUUUAUUUGGUAUGUGUGCUUGUAUCAGUCAUAGGAUGACUUGCGUUCACCCAACGUUUGUGCCAUUUUCGCUACUCAGUCCUCGCUUAGACUAGGGCUGAACUUCUAUCGCAGGAGUUUGGCACAAGCCCAAGUACAUAUUGUAUGCCCCAAGUGUGUUUAUUGGAUGUGUGUCUUUGCCGUUUUAAAGAUAUGCAUGGUCUAGUGCGUAUGGGAGGUGGAGUUAAAGGGACAGACAAACUGACCUGAACUUGAAGAUCAGAGCGGUGCCAAAUGGAACCCUUCCGCCGACAUUGUGCACUACUUUUGAUUGGGCCAAUGGGCUCUGGUCUAAAAUAGUGCACUACAUAGGGGAUAGGGUACCAUUUCAGAUGCACCCUAAAAGACUAGGUGCUCUAAAGGGUCUUUCCUCGUAGCGGGGGGAGAGAGAGGGAGAAAGUUCUGGGUCCUUCCAGAACCGUGGAAAGGGAAUAAUUUUGAUUCCAUUCUGGAAUCUUGUGUAGGUACUUCCGCAAGUUUGCAAUGCCUUUUCUUUCUGUUUACUUCAGUGUGUGUGUGUGUCGUCUCUGCAGACAUACAGCCGCAUAUAUAUAUACACACACACACACACACACGCCUGUGUGUGUGUGACUGAGGAGCAGAGCGGUAGCUACACAGACAGCGUUAUUACUAUGCAAGUGGGUUAUUUUUGUGUGCCCCAUUAUUUCUGUUUCCAAUGACAACCACUGCUUGUUGGAUUGAAGUGAUGUUAUUGUAAACUCGAGUUUGAAUGACUAGGCCUGUGUGAUCAGUGGGCUAGGCUAGAUGGUUGCUAGUCAGCCUCAGCCCAGUUACAAGUGAACCACAACUCUUGUAUUUGUAUGCAAGUCCUGAUGUUUUGUAUUCCUAUCUGUUAGUUUAUGGAAGGGUCUGUGUGUGUGCCAGUGGUCGGGUAUCUGUCUCUCGUCUCAGAGCGAGGGAAUAGCAAGACUGGUUUCAAAUGACACCCUAUUCUCUCUCAUACAGUGCAUGCUAUUUAACCUUAGUGCUGGUCUAAAGUAGUGCCCUAUAUAGGGGUUAGGGUGUCAUUGUAGAUGACCACUUGAUGUCCCGCCACUGUUUUAACCUAACACCUAUGGCUAGUAUGAAAGUGCACAUGGGGAGCGACUUGCACUCUGUAGUGGAUGACUUCAUACCCUCCCUAGUGCACUACAGUCCUCUACACUGAGAUUGUGUUAGGAGCCAGUGUCAGUCUGUUAGUAUAGCAACUUUUACCCACCAAUCGACCUGGCUAAUAUACACCGCCUUUUUUACAAGGUGUCGGUCUCCAAUGGCACCCUAUUCAGAAUAUAGUGCACCACUUUUGAUUAGAUCUUUGGGUUCUUGUGGAGGGUGGUGGUGCUAUAUAGGAAAUAGGGUGCCAUUUGGGACUUGUCUGCUUUUAGUGAAUAGAACCAGCGUCUGUCAGAAGAGCUCUAAAACACUAUCUCUGGUUGCAGAUUUGUCAAUGCUGUCGAAGAUGUCCACAAUUUUUACAGAUUCUAUUAAGACUGAAAUGCGGUGUGACGUCUAUGGAUUUAACUCGAAUCCCAAUGGUCUACACGAGCUUCCUCUCAUCUACUUUCCUUUAUUUGACGUGAAAGGAACUGGAGCAGGUGAAAGCCAAUCCCUUGGUUUAUCCACCAUUUUGUUUUCAUCUAUUUAGAUCAGUGCAGAUCGGAGAGAAAGCCUCUUUAGACAAUUGAGAACACGAAACACUUGCAUUACAAUGAGUGAUUUUAAACUUAACGGACGCCAUUUUGUGAAAGGUGGCGGCUCCUCUGUCCUGGCCAACUAAUCUGAGCAGGAACUCCUAAAAUGGCUGCCAAACUAGCAGUGGUCACGGAGUGACAGCCUGGCUUUUGUUUUGAACAAUUUUAUGUAAAAGUAUUUUUUUCUAUUUUAUUUUUUAAUAAACUUCUUAAAACGGGCA